CCCCGCGCCGGCCGUGGCGCGCGCCGCCGCUGGCGCUCGAUGCGGAACUGGGCGGGCGGCGCAGAGCGGCGGCGGCGGCGGCGGCGCAGAUUGGACUUGGCAGACAGUUCCAAGCAGAUUCUGUUCCCCAAGGCAGCGAUCACGGCUGAUGGGAUAACUGACCACUGGAUCAAUGAGCAGAAAUUCCUUGAGAUGACAUAGGGAGGGGCAUCAAGGACAAUGGUGCAGAAAAAGAAAAUCUGCUCUCGGCUACUUGACUAUCUCGUGAUCAUUGGAGCCAGGCACCCGAGCAGCGAUAGUGUUGCUCAGACUCCUGAGCUGCUGCGGCGUUACCCUCUGGAAGACCACGCAGACUUUCCUCUGCCGCCCGACGUUGUGUUCUUCUGCCAGCCGGAAGGAUGCCUGAGCGUGCGGCAGAGGCGCAUGAGCUUCCGCGAUGACACCUCCUUUGUCUUCACCCUCACGGACAAGGACACGGGCGUCACUCGCUAUGGCAUCUGUGUCAACUUCUACCGCUCCUUCCAGAAGCGAGUGCCCAAGGAGAAGGGAGAGGGCGCGGGGGGACAUCGAGCUCGAGAGGGACAGAAGAUCCCUAAAUCUGGGGAUGUGUCAGCACCCCAAGAGGAAGUGGGCACUGAGAGUUCAGAGAGCGGUUCUUCACUGCAGGCUCCCAGUGCAGAGUCGACCCCUGACGUGAAUCGGUCCCCGCGCAGUAAGCGCCUGGCCAAAGGCAGCCAUCGCUCUCGGAACAGCACUCUGACUUCUCUGUGCAUCCUUAGUCAUUAUCCCUUCUUUUCCACCUUCCGUGAGUGUCUGUACACCCUCAAGAGACUUGUGGACUGCUGUAGCGAGAGACUGUUGGGCAAGAAGUUGGGGAUUCCACGUGGGGUGCAGAGGGACACGAUGUGGCGGAUUUUCACGGGCUCCCUCCUGGUGGAAGAGAAGUCCAGCGCUUUGCUUCACGACUUGCGGGAGAUUGAGGCUUGGAUAUAUCGGCUGCUGCGCUCACCCAUGCCCGUUGCUGGGCAGAAGCGGGUGGAUGUGGAGGUCUUGCCACACGAGUUGCAGCCAGCUUUGACCUUUGCUCUUCCUGAUCCAUCUCGCUUCACUUUGGUGGAUUUUCCAUUACAUCUGCCUUUGGAGUUGCUGGGAGUGGAUGCCUGCCUGCAGGUGCUAACCUGCAUCCUUCUGGAGCACAAGGUUGUAUUGCAGUCCCGAGAUUAUAAUGCACUUUCAAUGUCAGUGAUGGCCUUUGUGGCCAUGAUCUACCCGCUAGAGUACAUGUUCCCAGUGAUCCCACUGCUUCCCACCUGCAUGGCCUCUGCAGAACAGUUGCUUCUAGCCCCUACACCUUAUAUCAUUGGUGUUCCAGCAAGUUUCUUCCUUUACAAACUGGAUUUUAAGAUGCCUGACGAUGUGUGGCUUAUUGACCUGGAUACCAAUAGGGUGAUUGUUCCCACAAAUGCAGAAUCUUUGCCAGCACUGCCAGAACCAGAAGCUUCAGAGCUGAAAAAGCACCUGAAACAGUGUCUGGUUAGCAUGACUGCAAUCACUCAGAAACAGCUGCUCACUCCUGACAACAAGGCCCUGGCCAGCAUGAGCCUGAAUACUCAGCCCAUUCUUAAUCUAGAGAAGUUUCAUGAGGGGCAGGAGGUGCCUCUGCUGCUGGGAAGACCACAGAAUGAUUUGCAGUCUACUCCCUCCACAGAAUUCAAUCCUUUGAUCUAUGGAAAUGAUGUGGACUCUGUCGAUGUGGCUACCAGGGUUGCUAUGGUGAGAUUCUUCAACUCACCAAAUGUUUUGCAAGGUUUCCAAAUGCAUACCCGCACUCUUCGCCUCUUCCCACGACCAGUGGUGGCCUUCCAGGCAAAUUCAUUUCUUGCCUCUAGGCCGAAGCAAACACCUUUUGCAGAUAAGCUUUCCAGAACACAGGCAGUAGAAUACUUUGGAGAAUGGUCACUCAACCCUACUAAUUAUGCUUUCCAAAGAAUUCAUAACAACAUGUUUGACCCAGCCCUCAUUGGUGACAAACCCAAGUGGUAUGCUCACCAGCUGCAGCCCAUCCACUAUCGAGUCUAUGACAGCAAUUCACAGCUGGCUGAAGCCCUGAAUGUCCCAGCAGAGAAGGAAACAGAUUCUGAUCCCACUGAUGACAGCAGUGGCAGUGACAGUGUCGACUAUGACGACUCAAGUUCCUCCUACUCCUCCCUUGGUGACUUUGUCAGUGAGAUGAUGAAAUGUGACAUUAAUGGUGAUACCCCAAAUGUUGACCCCCUGACUCAUGCAGCCCUUGGUGAUGCUAGUGAAGUGGAAUUUGAUGAUUUUCAAGAAUAUUCAGGGGAUCCUGAUGAACAGACCAUGGACAGUGAGAACUCCCAAGAGAAUAACCAGCCUCGUUCAAGUUCCAGCACUACAGCCAGUAGCAGCCCCAGCACUGUCAUCCAUGGAGUGAAUCAUUUGUAUGUAACGCAAAUUAGCGAACAGAUCAAUGAUUUGACUGGUCCACAGGAGGCAGCAGACUCAGCAGAAAUAGAAGAGAAGUUGGCUGCUGGAUUUUCAAACCAUCUCUCUUCCUUGCCACUGCAAGCAAGCUUUCCCAAGAUAAGCUUGGAUCGUCGCGAGAGUGACAUCGCAGCUGGCAGCAUGAGCUCCUCAGAGGGGGUGGUGAGGAAGCGAGAGUAUGACAAUCCAUACUUUGAACCACAGUAUGGUUUUCCUACGGAGGAUGAGGACGAUGAGCAGGAAGAGAGCUACACCCCAAGAUUUAACCAGAAUCUCAAUGGAAGCAGGUCUCAGAAGUUACUCCGGCCAAACAGUUUAAAACUGGCCAGUGAUUCUGAUGCAGAUUCAGAUUCCAGGGCCAGCUCCCCAAACUCUACUGUCUCCAACAACAGCAGCGAAGGUUUUGGGGGCAUCAUGUCUUUUGCAAGCAGCCUGUACAGAAACCACAGCACAAGUUUCAGUCUGUCCAACUUAGCCCUACCAACCAAAGUUGGGAGAGACAAGAAUACCCCCUUUCCCAGCCUGAAAGGAAACAGGCGGGCACUUGUUGAUCAGAAGUCCUCAGUCAUAAAGCACAGCCCAACAGUGAAAAGAGAAUCUCCAUCACCUCAGGGACGAACUAGCAAUUCCAGUGAGAACCAGCAGUUCCUGAAGGAGGUGGUGCACAAUGUUCUUGAUGGGCAAGGCGUAGGCUGGCUGAACAUGAAGAGAGUGCGGCGUCUGCUGGAGAGCGAGCAGCUCCGUGUGUUUGUCCUGAGCAAGCUGAAUCGCACCAUCCAGUCAGAGGAGGAUGCUCGCCAGGACGUCAUACAGGACGUGGAGAUCAGCCGCAAAGUUUAUAAAGGCAUGCUGGACCUGCUGAAGUGCACUGUGUUAAGCCUGGAGCAGUCAUAUGCAAAUGCUGGCCUGGGAGGCAUGGCCAGUGUUUUUGGCCUGCUAGAGAUAGCACAUACUCACUACUAUAAUAAAGAACCAGAAAAGAGGAAACGAAGUCCUACAGAUGGAUCUGUCACUCCAGUUGGCAAGGACCCUGCAUCAUCCCCGAGAGUGGAGCCAAAACCUGCGAUGCAGCUGCCGGUACCUCAGCUAAUGCCAAAGCCACCGAGCCCUGCUGGCAAAGGGCCGAGGGAGUUUGACACAAGGAGUCUAAAGGAAGAAAAUUUUAUUGCUUCCAUUGGACCAGAAGGUGUGAAACAAUUUGAUUUGGGAGAAACGGAUGAGAAGAAAUCUCAAAUCAGUGCAGACAGUGGCCUCAGUUUGGCCUCAGGUUCUCAGAAGAGUGAUUUUGACUCUCUUCCCAGUGGAGGACCAACAGUUAUGGUCCGAAGUACAAGCCAGGAUUCUGAAGUCAGCACUGUGGUUAGUAACAGCUCUGGAGAGACACUAGGAGCAGACAGUGACUUGAGUAGCAAUGCUGGUGAUGGCCCAAGUGUGGAAAAUGGUGGCAAUUUAGCAGGAUCCAGAGGCACUGUGUCAGACAGUGAAAUUGAGACAAACUCUGCUACUAGCUCUAUCUUUGCCAAGUCUCACAACCUGAAGCAGAGUGUGAAGGAUAGCAAAGGGAGUACUCCAGGGAGAGGUCCAGAGGAUGGGAACCAGCGUGUCUAUCUAUAUGAAGGACUUUUGGGCAAAGAGCGUUCAACUUUGUGGGACCAGAUGCAGUUCUGGGAAGAUGCAUUUUUGGAUGCUGUGAUGUUAGAGAGAGAAGGAAUGGGGAUGGACCAGGGACCUCAGGAGAUGAUUGACAGAUAUCUGUCCCUGGGAGAACACGAUCGAAAGCGCUUGGAGGAUGAUGAGGAUCGCUUGUUGGCUACACUGCUGCAUAAUAUGAUUGCUUAUAUGCUUAUGAUAAAGGUGAACAAGAAUGAUAUUAGGAAAAAGGUGCGUCGUCUAAUGGGAAAAUCUCAUAUUGGAUUGGUGCACAGCCAGCAGAUAAAUGAUAUUCUAGACAAACUUGCCAAUCUGAAUGGACGGGAACUCCCUGUGAGACCCAGUGGCAGCCGCCACAUCAAGAAGCAAACUUUUGUAGUACAUGCUGGGACAGACACAACAGGAGACAUAUUUUUCAUGGAGGUAUGUGAUGAUUGUAUUGUGCUGAGAAGCAACAUUGGAACUGUGUAUGAACGUUGGUGGUAUGAGAAACUCAUCAACAUGACUUACUGUCCCAAAACAAAAGUGCUUUGCCUCUGGCGCAGGAAUGGUCAGGAGACACAACUGAACAAGUUCUACACAAAGAAGUGUCGGGAACUGUACUACUGUGUAAAAGACAGUAUGGAACGAGCAGCAGCAAGGCAGCAAAGCAUUAAACCAGGCCCUGAGUUGGGUGGUGAGUUCCCUGUGCAGGAUAUGAAAACCGGUGAAGGAGGUCUUCUUCAGGUCACACUGGAAGGAAUUAACCUGAAAUUUAUGCACAGUCAGGUUUUCAUAGAGCUGAAUCACAUUAAAAAGUGCAAUACUGUGCGAGGAGUCUUUGUCCUGGAGGAAUUUGUUCCUGAAACUAAAGAAGUGGUGAGCCACAAGUACAAGACGCCAAUGGCUCAUGAGAUCUGCUACUCCGUGCUGUGUCUCUUCUCUUAUGUGGCUGCAAUUCGUGGAAAAGAGGCAGAAAACAAAAGCAAACCACCUCGACCAGUUUCCAGCUGAUCAUGAUACUUGGGAAUAUCUACCAUUUGGCACACUGAUAUGCAGCACUCCCAGUUUUACUGCAGUUACUGGAGCUCACUUUCUGUCUUUUAUGAGAACUUGAUUAUUUAUGUAUGACCCUGCAAGUCUAUCCCCAUUGAAAAACCUAAGCCUUCCCUGUUCAGUCUCCUUCUGAAUUCAUCCUUAAUGAAGUUUUUAAAUGAGCUUUUAUUCAGACAGUUUUGAGCAUCUGCAUCCAGCUGUGAGUGACUUACUCUGGACAUUCCUUUGAAAUCCUUUUUUGUUAAGAUGACUAAUAGCUUGAGUUUGGUUGUUUUUUUGUUCUAGUGGUACUUGUUACAAUUUGAUCACUUUACAACUGCAGGCUUCUGCUUUCAGAUUUUCUGGUAUGUGCACAGUGGAAGCAGCCUGGUCCUGUAUGUUGUUUCAGUGUCGUGUUUUUGUUGUUUUCCUUCUGUGUUGUUUAUUUUUAAUUACCAACACGGAGUUCCUGUCACAUAGUUCUACAGUCCCUUUGGGUAGAGAUGAACAGUUUAGCUGUCAUAGUCUUAAAAUAUCAUGUGACAGUUGAAGUUGGUUAUUUAUUUGGUCCAUCUGUGGAGAUGACUGCUUCUCAAGUGGAGGGAGAAACUUUGGAGGUAGUUUAGUGUAAAAAGUCUCAACACUUCAUGGGUUCUGUGGAUUUUCAAAUGGGAAUUAGGUAACAUUUGUAGCUACCCCAGCAGUAGAGUUCACAGAUGCAAAUAAGCACUCUCUAAAGCAGGUAAUCACAGGGAUUAGAAAAUGAAUAAAGCAGUGUAAAACUUGGAAAAAUAACUGCCAGAAGCACAGUACAGCAAUCUGCAGAACAUGUUCAGAAGCCCAGAGGAUUUUGCUGUCUCUAAAUUUUUUAAGCUAUUGCUUUUUUUUUUUCAAUGUAUGUGUAUGAAGGGAUCUUGAAAAUAUUGUGUUUAUGUAUAAUGAAACUCACGUAGUUAAACUAUCCAUCGCAUUCCUUAUUUUAAAUAAGCUGGAUAUGAAUGUUUUUUCUGCAUCCUGUUUUUGUUCUUGAACUGUACUGCACUUGUCUGGAAAGCUCUUAGGAUGCUGGAAGGUGAGACUGUCUAGAGAAAAUAAUGUUACAUGUAAAAUACCAGGAAAAAUUGCUCUGAUACAAACUGAUGUAUGUUUUGACAUAGAAUUCUGACUAAAUGCACCCAGAAAUAGCCCUGUUUUGGCUUGGUCAGGUUAUCUACCAUUUAAAAUGGAAUAUACUAGUAUGGGUGAGGAUGAUGUAAAUAUUACAGUAUCACAUCUAUUUAUAGAAACUGUACAGCUCUCUGAAUGUGAAAAUAAAAUGUCAUUCAACCAGCAACUAGUUUUCA
Messenger RNA from Prinia subflava (tawny-flanked prinia), 6509 nucleotides. RefSeq names its product MAP kinase activating death domain (gene MADD). The transcript has 34 exons. Gene Ontology annotation, molecular function: guanyl-nucleotide exchange factor activity. Gene Ontology annotation, cellular component: cytosol. Gene Ontology annotation, biological process: regulation of Rab protein signal transduction; regulation of apoptotic process. Bases 220 to 5145 code for a protein of 1641 amino acids. The record is from RefSeq and is a predicted model, not a curated record. NCBI's taxonomy places the organism in Eukaryota, Metazoa, Chordata, Aves, Passeriformes, Cisticolidae.